Messenger RNA from Cylas formicarius (sweet potato weevil), 778 nucleotides. RefSeq lists its product as uncharacterized. The record is from RefSeq and is a predicted model, not a curated record. The transcript is spliced from 3 exons. Lineage: Eukaryota; Metazoa; Arthropoda; Insecta; Coleoptera; Brentidae. The coding region runs from base 161 to 448 and encodes 95 amino acids.
UUUCGAGAUGGGUUUCUGUGAAAAACUAGGGGGAAAGUUGACCGACGCUUGAGUAGGAGAUGUAACCGAUCUUAUAUAAGAUGCAGAUUGAAAUUCACUGGCGGAAUUGCUUCGUGUUGUGUCUUUGUUUUAUUGGCCUCGUUGAAGGUGCACAAUAAGAAUGAAGUGGGCAAUAUUUACAACGUUGACGGUUAUCGCAGUGGCAGCGGCGUUUCCUCAGAAAGAAGGCGGAGCUUAUACGAACGAGGCAAUUAGGCAAGCUCAGAACACUUUCUUGAUUCCCAAGGAUGCGCAAAUCCAAAAGGUUCAAGAGGGCAUCGAAAUUGGAGCCUACGAAAGCAUACCGGGCGACCAAAAAAUCAACCUUUUCGAAAUUUUGGGAGACCAAUUUCCACCGGAGGUGGUCAACAAUUUGCAAGGUCAAAUCGACCAAGUCGGCAAAAAUUAGGACCGUCUCUCGCGUUUCACGAUCGAGCGAUUCUCUGCGCAAAGUUUUCUAGUCUUCCGAAGAUAAUCGAUUGUCUUUGACAUAUAGUGAUGUAAUUUUUAAUUGUUGCGCGUCUCUGGUAUCGCGUUUAGCUGCUUAGUCGUCUAUUCUAUGCUGUAUUAUACUUUCUUUUGCAUUUUACGAUGCCUGUAUCGCUUUUUUCUGCGCUGUAGAAGUUCUUCCCGGAAAGAGUGCCAAACUCAGAUUAUUGUAAAAUACAAUGUUUAUAUUUUUGUACCUCUUGCCGUGACAAUAAAUAAAUGAAACGUAAAAAUUACUUGUCGUUAUUUA